Messenger RNA from Dendrobium catenatum, 751 nucleotides. Its product is annotated as 60S acidic ribosomal protein P2. Gene Ontology annotation, biological process: cytoplasmic translational elongation. The record is from RefSeq and is a predicted model, not a curated record. The transcript is spliced from 4 exons. Gene Ontology annotation, molecular function: structural constituent of ribosome. The coding region runs from base 138 to 485 and encodes 115 amino acids. Gene Ontology annotation, cellular component: cytosolic large ribosomal subunit; ribosome. NCBI's taxonomy places the organism in Eukaryota, Viridiplantae, Streptophyta, Magnoliopsida, Asparagales, Orchidaceae.
GUCGGACGGUUGAUGAGGGCUAUUGAUCAACUAUAUAUUGGCGGCUUUGAACCUCAUCGAAGACCUAGACGAAGAUCUUCACGCAUUCCUCUCGCGGCGGCAGGGCUGUUCGUUCGAUUCCAAUUCUCGAAGCAAGAAUGAAGGUGGUUGCUUCUUAUUUGCUUGCUGUCCUUGGUGGAAACACCAAUCCAUCUGCCGAUGAUCUGAAGCAUAUCCUUGGAUCAGUUGGAGCUGAUGCAGAUGAUGAUAGGAUUGAAUUCCUUUUGUCUGGAGUUAAAGGCAAGGACAUAACUGAGCUCAUUGCGUCUGGAAGGGAGAAAUUUGCCUCUGUACCUUCUGGUGGUGCUGUUUCAGUGGCUGCUCCUGCUGGAGGAGCUGGAGCUGCUUCUACUACAGCUCCUGCAGCUGCAGAGACUAAAAAGGAGGAAAAAGUGGAAGAGAAAGAAGAAUCAGAAGAUGAUAUGGGCUUCAGUUUGUUCGACUAAUUGCUGCCAAGCUCAUCAGGAAUGCGUCGCGGAGCUCAUCGGUUUCAUUCAGUAAAUGUUGAACUUCUUUUAUCAACCUUUAGUUUUUAGUUUGUUUAGUGUUUGAUGGUGCUUAAUGACCGUUUGUAUUUUGGUUACAAUUAUACAUUAUAAAUCGCACAUCAAUUAGUACCAACUUGGUUUUUCUAAUAGCUGCUUAUGGCUUAAGUUUGUUCUAACUAUCUUUUGCAGCUGAAUAACUUGAAACUGUUACUUUUUUUCCCGGA